Messenger RNA from Sipha flava (yellow sugarcane aphid), 1000 nucleotides. It is a transcript of the gene Nubp2, whose product is annotated as cytosolic Fe-S cluster assembly factor NUBP2 homolog 2. The record is from RefSeq and is a predicted model, not a curated record. Bases 152 to 922 code for a protein of 256 amino acids. Gene Ontology annotation, molecular function: 4 iron, 4 sulfur cluster binding; ATP-dependent FeS chaperone activity; ATP binding. Gene Ontology annotation, cellular component: cytosol. The transcript is spliced from 5 exons. Gene Ontology annotation, biological process: iron-sulfur cluster assembly. NCBI's taxonomy places the organism in Eukaryota, Metazoa, Arthropoda, Insecta, Hemiptera, Aphididae.
AUUGUUUACAGUUUUCUGAGUUCUUCAAUUUUUCAAUUACAAUUUUUUCAUUUUUUAUUGGAUUUUAAGUUUUAUACGCUGAAUAUAGGUUACCCUUAAGAAAUACAAUCAUUUUUUUAGUGUCCAGGUUGAAGUUUAUUUAAUUGACAAAAUGUUACCUAAUGUAAAACAUGUUAUCUUAGUGAUGUCCGGUAAAGGAGGUGUUGGAAAAUCGACCGUGAGCACACAGUUAGCACUAGGAUUAGUAACCAAAGGAUUUCGAGUUGGCAUAUUAGAUGUAGAUUUAUGUGGCCCAUCAGUGCCAUAUUUGUUAAAACUUGAAAAUCAAGAGGUACAUCAAUGUGCAGCUGGUUGGGUACCUGUUUAUACCGACGAGUCAAAGUCAUUAGGUGUGCUUUCAAUUGGAUUCUUGACCAAGUCAAGAAAUGAUAGUAUAGUUUGGAGAGGACCUAAAAAGACUGCAUUCAUAAAACAAUUGCUUUCUGAUGUAUUUUGGGAACAUGUUGAUUAUCUUAUUAUAGAUACACCUCCUGGUACAUCUGAUGAACACAUUACAGUUAUGGAAAAUAUUAAAGAAACUUCAUGUGAUGGAGCUAUACUUGUGACAACACCACAACAAAUUGCUCUAGAUGAUGUUAGAAAAGAAUUGUCAUUUUGUCGUAAGACAAAUAUUCCGAUUCUAGGCAUCAUUGAAAAUAUGAGCGGUUAUGUUUGUCCUAAUUGUACAGAGUGUACAAAUUUGUUUUCAUCAAAUGGCGGAAAAUCAUUAGCUGAAUAUUUUCAAAUUCCUCUUUUAGGAACAAUACCAAUAGAUCCAAGAAUAUCUUCAGAAACAUCAAAAUACGUUGGUUCAAUCCAUCCUGAAUCACCUGUAGCAAUAUCAUUUAACUCAAUUUUAGGCCAAAUAAUAAACCCAAACUAAUUAACUUAAAACCAUUCAUAUAAAUAAUAUAUUAUUUUAUCAUAUAUUGUUAAUAAUACAUUCUAUCAUAUACUUAUU